Molecule: messenger RNA, 641 nt
Organism: Plectropomus leopardus (leopard coralgrouper)
Lineage: Eukaryota; Metazoa; Chordata; Actinopteri; Perciformes; Serranidae
Source: RefSeq, a predicted model, not a curated record
UGUUGGCCCCGUGAGUUGGGGGUCUGAUGUGGUCUCUUGUUGGCCCCUUGAGUUGAGGUUCUGAGUUGGUCUCUUGUUGGCCCUGUGAGUUGAGGGUCUGACGUGAUCUCUUGUUGGCCCUAUGAGUUGAGGGUCUGACGUGAUCUCUUGUUUGCCCCGUGAGUUGGGGGUCUGCAUGCUCUCUUGUUGGCCCCGUGAGUUGGGGGUCUGAUGUGGUCUCUUGUUGGCCCCGUGAGUUGAGGUUCUGAGUUGGUCUCUUGUUGGCCCUGUGAGUUGAGGGUCUGACGUGAUCUCUUGUUGGCCCUGUGAGUUGAGGGUCUGACGUGGUCUCUGUGCUGCUGCAGGGUUAUAAAGGAGCUCAGAGGGCCUUCAUCGCCACCCAGGGGCCAAUGCUGCACACGGUGGGCGACUUCUGGGACAUGGUGUGGCAGGAGAGGAGCAGCGUCAUCGUCAUGGUAACCAGGCUGAAGGAGAACAAUGAGAAGUGCGAGCUGUACUGGCCCCAGCCGAGGGAGAGGAGGAGCAGGGUGAAGGAGGAGGAGGAGGAGGAGGGAGAGACGGGACAGUUCGGCAGAUUCGUCCUCCGAGUGAAAGACAGUCGAGAGAAAGACGGGUUCACCGUCACCGACAUGGAGAUCCAG